This is a messenger RNA of Oldenlandia corymbosa var. corymbosa, 1185 nucleotides long. The record is from the annotation of a GenBank genome assembly. Lineage: Eukaryota; Viridiplantae; Streptophyta; Magnoliopsida; Gentianales; Rubiaceae.
AUGGAAAAAUUCAUUAGCCUUUUCAUAGUUCUUACGUUGAUUUUCUUGUGUUACACUCAAUCCAUAACUGCCGAUGAUGUGUACAAUGUGGCGGACAUGGGAGCAAAACCCGACGGCAAAACGGAUUCAACCCAGUAUUUCAUGAGUGCAUGGACUUCUGCGUGCCAAAAUCUGGGUCCUGCGACGAUUAUUGUGCCGCAAGGCAGGUUUCUAGUGAAUCAACAAGCUCGAUUUUCGGGACCGUGUAAUAAUAGUGCUCUGAGCUUUCAAAUUGAUGGCACUGUUGUUCAACAAUCAAAUUAUAGUGCCGUGGCGGAUGAUAUCUUUUGGGUUGGUUUUCAUGGAGUUGAUGGACUGGCAAUUCGUGGCGGAGUUUUUGAUGGUCAAGGUGCUGAUCUCUGGAACUGCAAAUUAUCCAACAAUGAUUGCCCUACCGGAACUUCGACAGUACAGUUUACCAAUUCAAGCAACAUUGCCCUCAAAGGUCUAACUUCUCUGAACAGCCAACUGUAUCAUAUUGUGUUCAACGGAUGUAAUAACGUGACAAUACAAUCGGUUAACAUUUCUGCCGCCGGGAACAGCUUGAACACCGACGGCAUUCAUGUUCAGUUCUCUACAAAUGUCAACAUCUAUAACACGGCCAUUACUACCGGUGAUGAUUGUAUAUCAAUUGGUCCCGGAACAAUCAAUUUGUGGAUUGAAAAUGUUACUUGCGGGCUAUCAGGUCACGGAAUCAGCAUUGGGAGUCUAGGAAGAGAGCCAAUAGAGGCAGGAGUCCAAAAUGUGACAGUAAAAGGUGCAACAUUUGCAAACACGCUAAAUGGUUUGAGGAUAAAAUCCUGGCCUAAACCAAGCAAUGGGUUUGUGAAAGACGUCAUGGUGCAGAAUGCCACCAUGAUCAAUGUUUAUAACCCUAUCAUUAUUGAUCAAAACUACUGCCCACAUCAGAUUUGUCCUGUACAGGAUUCGGGUGUUAAAGUAGAUGGUGUUACGUACCAAGGCAUCCAUGGAACAUCAGCGACAGAAGUGGCAGUAAAAUUCGACUGUAGUAAGUCGCAUCCUUGCACUGGGAUUAAACUUGAAGAUGUGAACUUAACCUAUCAAAAUCGUCAAGCUAAUGCUUCAUGCGUUAAUGCUGCUGGAAUUGUGGUUGGUUACAUUCAGCCUCCAAGUUGUUUUGCAUAA